Molecule: messenger RNA, 900 nt
Organism: Chaetomium fimeti
Lineage: Eukaryota; Fungi; Ascomycota; Sordariomycetes; Sordariales; Chaetomiaceae
Exons: 4
Coding region: 1-900 (299 amino acids)
Molecular function (GO): oxidoreductase activity
Source: RefSeq, a predicted model, not a curated record
AUGACGUCCAAGCCGCAGUUCGAGAGUGGCCACGAAAUCCCGGUGUCUAGCCAGAGUUUCCCAGGCUUGGAAAGCAAAAUGCCCAACCCACAACCACUGUUUGACGAGAUCCCGACCGAAGAUGGCAAGAGCCAGAAAUACAGGCCAGCCGAGAAGCUGAAGGGCAAGAAAGCCAUCAUCACAGGGGGUGACUCGGGAAUUGGGCGUGCAACGGCCAUUUUGUUUGCCAUGGAGGGCGCCGACUCCCUCAUCGCCUAUCUCCCCGAGGAAGAAGAGGAUGCACGAGAGACCAAGAAGCGGGUUGAGCAAUACGGGCAACAAUGCCAUCUGCUGGCCACCGACCUGAGAGAUCAGAAAAACUGCAAGAGAGUGAUUGACGAGGCAGUUAAGGUUUUCAACGGCCCGCUGGAUAUUUUGUUCAACAACGCGGCCUAUCAGAUGGUGGUGGAUGAUAUCAAGGAUCUUUCUGAGGACCAGUGGUUGCAUACCUUCAACACCAACAUCCAUCCCUAUUUCUUCCUAGCCAAGUAUGCGCUGCCGCACAUGAAGCGAGGCAGCACCAUCAUCAACAAUGCCAGCAUCAACGCAUACGUCGGCCGCCCUGACCUCCUCGACUACACGUCCACCAAGGGUGCCAUCGUAUCCUUUACUCGAGGCCUGAGCAACCAGCAGGUCGGCAAGGGCAUCCGGGUCAACGCUGUUGCACCUGGCCCGGUCUGGACCCCGCUGAUCCCGUCGACAAUGUCAGACGAGGCACAAAAGCAGUUCACCAGCCCCAUGGGCCGGCCCUCCCAACCAAGCGAAAUCGCAACAUGUGUUGUUUUCUUAGCCUCGUUGGACAGCUCGUCCAUCAGCGGCCAAACAAUUCACUGUAACGGUGGCAGCAUUGUUAAUGGUUAG